GAACUAGCGCUUCGUGACAUCUAUGACUUUGCCUCUCAGGAAGGUAAACAGUGUCGGCUGGUGCUCGAGUACUUGCGCAGUCAAGCUGCAUUUUAUGACGAUACUUUGAAAAUAUUAAAUCGUCGUAUUCCAGAACUGGAGAUGGAGAUUAGUAAGUCCUUAUAA
This is a messenger RNA of Protopolystoma xenopodis, 165 nucleotides long. Lineage: Eukaryota; Metazoa; Platyhelminthes; Monogenea; Polystomatidea; Polystomatidae. The record is from the annotation of a GenBank genome assembly.